This is a messenger RNA of Austrofundulus limnaeus, 682 nucleotides long. RefSeq names its product S1 RNA binding domain 1 (gene srbd1). The record is from RefSeq and is a predicted model, not a curated record. Gene Ontology annotation, molecular function: mRNA binding; structural constituent of ribosome. Lineage: Eukaryota; Metazoa; Chordata; Actinopteri; Cyprinodontiformes; Rivulidae. Gene Ontology annotation, biological process: translation.
AUUUCGGACAGGAGGACUUUAAGCGAGGCAUUGUUUCAAUAAGUGAUCUACAAGUUGGUGCAGUGCUGACAGGCCGGGUGGACAACACAGCUUUGUUUGGAGCUUUGUUAUAACAUCUUAACUGAAAGAAUCCCAUGUAAUUGUGAAUCCCUAUAUUUAGGAAAUAUUUCAUUUGAUAACUGGACUCUGGACGACAAAAAACUCCUGUUAGUGCUUCUGGCAGCAAGCAAAAAGACAAUCACUAGAAAAUGGUUAAAGCCCGAAACACCCACAGUGGAGGAUUGGGUUUCCAUUGUACAGGACAUUUACACUCUGGAGAAGUUAUCUUUUUCUGUUCAUGGUCGGAGAGAAUCCUUUUUCAGGAUCUGGUCUAAAUGGACAAACUAUGUAAAGUCUAUUAUUCCAGUAGACUAAAUAUGUCCAUUACUUGUAAACACUGUUUUGUUGUUUACUAUACCUUAACACAGGAUUAUGGGAAAUGUUUGCUCUUGACUGUGUUUUACCUCUAACGAAAGAAAAACUAGACCUGGCCCUUCCCUACCUCCCCACUCACUCCUUUUGUUUUUGUUGUUGUUAUACAAAAACCUUGGAUUGGCUUGUGUAUUUCUUUUCUUCCUUCCAUUGUGGUGGAAACUGGAAUAUAAAAAUGAUUGUAUCUUGCCUUUCCAAAUAAAAAUUAAUU